Molecule: messenger RNA, 678 nt
Organism: Glarea lozoyensis ATCC 20868
Lineage: Eukaryota; Fungi; Ascomycota; Leotiomycetes; Helotiales; Helotiaceae
Exons: 3
Coding region: 1-678 (225 amino acids)
Biological process (GO): post-translational protein targeting to membrane, translocation
Cellular component (GO): Sec62/Sec63 complex
Source: RefSeq, a predicted model, not a curated record
AUGUCGAAAUCGAAUUUGGAAGAAAUUUAUCAGAGUUUCUGCGACACGUUUGCCAGUCCAUAUACACCAUGGGUUACGCUAGCAUUGGCGAUCGGUAGCCAUCAAGCAAUUCUUCGAUACCAGUCGUACAGAGAAGAUCAAAAGGCUGCCGCCGUGCCUUGGUUUCCCCGAAAUAUCCAGAGGGACAUCUACAACUCCAUCGCCUCUAAAAUGAAGAACAAGCUACCGAAGAGCAUCCAGCACGCCGCACUACUACGAUACGCCGUCGAAACGGUCCGCCGAGGUAGAGAGAUAUUGCAGCUGCGAGAUCCCUCUGGCAGAUUCGAAGUCUUGGUUCCGAGUCCUUCGCAUAUUCGCACACGUAGAAUCGAAAGGGCCUUUGUCGAACUGCAGGAAGACGAGAAAGUGAUUAAACGAGAGGCAAGAAAAUUAUCAAAGGGUUGGGGGAAGACCAUUUUCGCAUCAGCUGUUGCCAUACUGGAGAACGAGGAACUGACAAAGUCGCUGGACGAAAUUGAAGGCAAACGCGAACGUGAAAUUGGAAUGUGGGAGAUCAAGAAACAGGACAUUUUGAAGGAUUUUCUGGUAGAGAUUGAAGAAGAACAAGAGCGCGCUAAGAUAGCUGCUAUGAAGAAACAGAGCCGGGCAGAUAAGAGUGGGAAGAAGGGCAAGAAGUGA